UCAGUCCGAAUAAACCUUUUGUCUGUUUCAGCCAAGUUUUUUAAUGACCUGGCACGCGCACAAAUCCCAACUGUUUUUAUUCGCAAAAUUAAAGAUACAUUUGCGCCAUACAACACAAAAAAGCGCACUUGUGCAAACUUCCCAUGUCCGCUUUGCGCAUCAUUCUGCUCAUCCUUUAACUCGCUCCCGUCCGUGUCUACGCCGGGCGCGCGCAGCGGGAGGACCGUCAGUUACCUGUGAAGGCAAAGCCCUCCAGAGCGCGCACAGAUGCGCGGUGACCUUUCUCCUCGCGUGUUCCCCCCACCCCCCACAGCCUCUCCGCCGUGACCCACGUGCGCAGCAGGGAUGAUGUAGGACAAGAUUCAUCCUCUCUGCCAUCUCACGCGCUCUGCUGUCGCCCGGGGGGUCAUGCGCGCCGCGCGCGCUAUGCGUCUGCCUGUGGGUCUGUGGUUGGAGACAGAAAAAAAGGAGGAAUAAUGGACGGAGGGAUGGAAAAGAAAAGAGCAGCCGCAGGCCCGUAAUGAUGCUGUUUUUCUGCUGUCAGUAAACAGAUGCAGUUGGAGGACCUGAGAACGCGCUGAUGCUCCUCCAAGCAGAGAUCUUUGUAGCAUUUAUGUCCCACCUGCAUCCAGUCUCACCUGCAUCUAGACUCACCUGCAUCCCAUAGCAGCCUCCCUGACUCACCUGGAUACCCGACUCACCUGCACCCCUGACUUACUUGCAUCCAGAUUCACCUUCUACCAGACUAACCUGCAUCCCUAAGCCCUCUGUCCCGCCUCCAUCACUAAUGAUUUCCCUUCAUAAGGCCGUUCCUGCACCAGCAGUCCUGCCGCCGGCUGUGUUAUCAGCAGCAGCAGUGCCGUGCUCACUGAAUUUACAACUCAAACCUGCCAGAGGAGCGUGCACCACGCAGUUUAAUCCUGAUCCUGUCCCGAGGCGUCCUUCCCUCGUCAGAGCGGUUAUUGUGCGAGCGGAAACAAAAGCCGAGACCAUCUGAAGCCUGGAGCCCCUUCCUGCUGCUGAUGAAGUGUCUGUGCUCCUGAUGUACGCCACAAAGGCAGGAGGACUGCAAAUCAAAUCGCUUAAAUCUAUUGAAGCAUCUGUUUUCAUUCUCCAGAGAGCAGCCUGAUGUGGAGCAGGGGCCCCUGAGCCCCCCAUCACCACUGGAAAGGAAAACAAAACCUGUCGCCCAGGAAUUGUGGGACGGUUCUUUCGUCAGCCAGCUGUGCGAGCCGGGCGUCGACGGCUGGAGUGUCAGAGCCACAUUUCUCUGUCUGAGCUUCGAGCUGCUGUUCUUGUUAUCAGCAGAUGUUCGUUCCUUCUCUUUUGUCCCACAACAAGAGGAGAGCCUGUCAGUCUGGAGCUUCAGGAGUUCAGGAGGAAGUUUGGACCAAAACAGACCGUCUCCUGAUGUCAGCUUGAGUCCCAUCACCCGCAGAGCAAACGGCUUUGGUUUGGCAGCGUUUGUGAUUAAUGGAAGAUCAAAAGCCCAGCGUGAAACGCUCCUGAGGGGACGGGAAUGCCGGGGACACAUAAACAUCAUUACUGAAGAGGAGGCAGAGCGCGGAGGCACGGAGCAAACAGCAUUUUUGUCAGAAUGAUGAUCUAUAUUCACCUGUGGCUUUGAUGAUGAUGAUGAUGAUUGCCUCUGCAAAGCCACUCUGACUGAUGAAGAGACAGUUUGCACUCAGGGAUCUUGUAUGAUUACCUCCCAUCAGUUUGCAGUGAUGGAUGGAUGGAUGGCUGCACCUUUUUUUUUCUUCCUCACUCCAAGUGGAAAAAAAAAUCCCAUCUCCCCUCGCUCUUCCGUGCCCAGUGGCAAGAGCUUAGAAGCGUACAAAGGAAAGUUCGGUGCUGGUGAAGACAGCUAUAUUUAUCUGGAUAUGUAGCUCUCUGCUGGGCUUAGAGGCUUAAUUACCCACAAGAAGGAAGCAAAAAUGAAAUCGUGAAGGAUGCAGAGCCGGCGGUGGGGGUAGGAUGGAGUGCUCCUGGAAGACGGUGCUGCUGCUGGUUUGUGCGUCUCUGGGGGUCCAGUACACGGCCAUCCGGACCCUGAGGGACUCGCUGUCCGGGCCGUGUCAGGGAGCCUACCGCUGCCACAGCAGACGCCACGGAGAGCCUCUCUCCCUGUGCGACGACGGCUGGAUGUCGGUGGAGUCGCCACGGAAACACAUCCUGGUGUUUGCCACCACGCGGAGCGGCUCCUCCUUCACCGGACAGCUCCUCAACCAGCAUCCGGAGGUCUUCUACGUCUUUGAGCCUCUGUACCACGUCCAGCAGGCCUUCACCAACUCCAGCAGCAGGAUACGCCGCACGCUGGACCGCCGCGCCCUGCUGGGGGCCUACAGGGACCUUCUGCUCAACCUCUACACGUGUGACCUUCACUUCAUGGAGAACUACAUCCGGCCCGAGCCCCAGGACCACGUCACCAGCUCCUUUUUUCGGAGGAGCUCCAGCCACGCCCUGUGUUCUCCUCCUGUUUGCUUGGAGGAGGAGGCUGCAGCAUCUUCUGAUCUGCCCGAUGAAAGCUGGUGUCCAAAGAGGUGUGGAGCUCUGAACCUGAGCCUGGCCUCCAUGUCGUGCCUUUCAAAGAGACUCGUUGCAGUAAAAACAGUGAGAAUUCCUGAGGUGGGAGAUCUGCGGACGCUGACGGAGGACCCUCGCCUGGACCUGAAGAUCCUUCACCUGGUGAGGGACCCCAGAGCCAUCCUGGCCUCACGCAUGACGGCUUUUGCAGAUCAGUUUCGCGCUUGGAAAAUCUGGAAUGUGACGGGGCGUCAGCCCCGGUACGUGGACCUGUCCCAGAUCACCAGCACCUGCAAGGACAUGGCAGCGUCUGCAGAAACGGGCCUGCAGGGACCGGCGUGGCUGCACGGACGCUACCUGCUGGUGCGCUACGAGGACUUGGCUCUCCACCCAGAGACCAAGGCGACGGAGAUCUACAGGUUUGUGGGGCUGGAGAUGGACCAACGAGUCAGGACGUGGAUCUCAAAAAACACCAACAGCAACGCGUCGGCUCAGGCCGAUUGGAAUUACAGGUACUCCACCUCGCGGGACUCCAGGGCCACAGCGGAGAACUGGAGGCUGCGGCUGGGCUUCGACGUGGUCCGAAAGAUUCAGAGUCUGUGCAAUCACACGCUGGCUUUGCUGGGAUACAAGCAGGUUCAGUCUAUAGCCGAGCUGCGGAACCUGUCCACCAGUUUGGUGGAGAACAAAACCUUCCAGCCGCUCACGUGGUGAGGGAUCCAGAACUCCUUUAUUUAUUAAAAUGAUUUGUAUUUAUUCUUGUCUGUCAACAUCCUGAUGGAAAAAUAAACACAUCUUAAUUUUGAAA
Molecule: messenger RNA, 3334 nt
Organism: Oryzias melastigma (Indian medaka)
Lineage: Eukaryota; Metazoa; Chordata; Actinopteri; Beloniformes; Adrianichthyidae
Exons: 3
Coding region: 1978-3240 (420 amino acids)
Biological process (GO): N-acetylglucosamine metabolic process; keratan sulfate proteoglycan metabolic process
Molecular function (GO): N-acetylglucosamine 6-O-sulfotransferase activity; keratan sulfotransferase activity
Source: RefSeq, a predicted model, not a curated record